Messenger RNA from Paramecium octaurelia, 976 nucleotides. Lineage: Eukaryota; Ciliophora; Oligohymenophorea; Peniculida; Parameciidae. The record is from the annotation of a GenBank genome assembly.
AUGAGGAGGGAAGAUUAUAUGAUUUCUGAGUUGAUAGAUGUAACAAAUCUGUAGGAAUGUCUUUUGCUUUCUGCUUUUACGAUAGUAGGACUAUGGCUUAUUUGGCUAAUUUGGAAUGAUUAUCAAUCCACCAGAAGAAUUUAUAUUAGGAGGGAAUAAGAAAAAAGAGAUAUGUUGACAAUCAAGAGACUUCUGCUAAUAAAUAUAUGUGCGCAAACAAUUUCUUAUUUUAUUGAAUGUGUAGGUUAUGCUAUCAUUAAAGAUUGCCAAAAUAACAACUACUAUAUUAUUUCUAUAAUUUAUUUUAUCUGCAAUGUGACAUUUAUGACAUCAUUAUAGAUUUGUUGUUGGAAAUCAACAUUAAUAUGGUAAUGACAUCACUAAACCUUAGGGGUGAACUAAUAUUACUAAAAUUAAGCAUCUAGAGUUCUAUUUUUGAUUGUGUAAAGAAAUAUUACAUAAUUGAAAUAUUAAUUGUAAUUAUGAAUCUAUGCAUCGGUCUAUUUUAUUUCUUUUAAGUAAAAAGGUAACUUGUAUUUAAUCUUUAGUGUAAUGAAUCUCAUAGUGUCCAUUAUUUCAACACUCAUGCUGGUAUUAUUUCUGAUAGUUUCAAUUUUCUUUUAGAAAUACAUCAUUUUAAUUCAAAAUGAAAUUCCUAAUUUAACUAAACGCAGAGUAAUUUAUUACAAUACUUUAGAUCUUUAUUAGCAUAAUCUUAUUGUCAAGUGCCUUAGGUUUGAGAAUCUGUUGGAACCUCUUCCUCAUGAUUCAAUAAGACAACUUAAUAAUAGUGUUGAAAUAUGGGUCCACAGGUUCGUAUCCAUGUUCUAAAGAAGGUUCAUUAAGUUGGUUUUUCUAUGAAUUACUAUAUUUUCCAAUCGCAAAUCUGAUUCCAGUGUUUUUAUUUAAUCGAAUUUACUCUCAGCAUAGAAUAACUCCAUAAAAUCAAAUAAAUAGAUUAAUUAAUGAAGAAUGA